Messenger RNA from Procambarus clarkii (red swamp crayfish), 5412 nucleotides. RefSeq names its product forkhead box protein F1. NCBI's taxonomy places the organism in Eukaryota, Metazoa, Arthropoda, Malacostraca, Decapoda, Cambaridae. The record is from RefSeq and is a predicted model, not a curated record. Gene Ontology annotation, cellular component: nucleus. Gene Ontology annotation, molecular function: DNA-binding transcription factor activity, RNA polymerase II-specific; RNA polymerase II cis-regulatory region sequence-specific DNA binding. Gene Ontology annotation, biological process: regulation of transcription by RNA polymerase II; animal organ morphogenesis.
GCACCCUCUCGGGCAGGCGAAACAAACAAGGGUAUAAUGAUCGCGGCAUUUUACGGAGCAGCCGCCAUGCCCCGCCUUCUGCGACCGCGCAUGCGUGGUGGGCGGCCCGGGGCACAGCCAGGGCCUGCCCGAGGCGGUGGCACGCUCACCUGGGCACGACCUGACCAGUGCCACCCCGACCUAGAGCGGACUGUGACCCCCGGCCAGAGCGUGAGACUUGUAGGGCAGCGUACCCAGGAGCCAUCUCCUCCCCCCACCCCCCCAGGAGCGUCCCACCUGCCACUUGACUAGUAAAUAUUUACCCAUUUGAACACUUGUGAAGCCUAAGGCCCCGUUGAGCACGAGCGGCGGCACUGCCGGUGAGCACGACGCGCCUGCCCGCCGCCACAAGUCAACACGGAGCACCGCGGCGUCGCCGUCAGCGCCACAAUCGCGGCUCUCGGGUUCAGGAGUGUGGCGGGUACGGCCGAGUUCGGCGACCUGGCACUCUUGGCCAGCGCUGUGGCCAUGAAAGGCGAAGAAGACGGCGGAGUGGCGGCCCUAGCGCCGCUGGUGCCUCCCGAGGAGGUCCCGCCGGCGCCAAUCACCGAGGUCCCCAACGACGCCCCUACGGGAGUUGCCGCCUCUAACGGCAACAACGAGAAGACCUCGGGCGGCGGUAAGCGGGGGGGAGCCCGCCGGCAGGAGAAGCCGCCCUACUCCUACAUCGCUCUCAUCGUCAUGGCCAUCCAGAGCUCCCCUCAGAGGCGUCUGACGCUCUCGGAGAUCUAUCAGUUCCUGCAACAGCGGUUUGCUUUUUUCCGCGGCUCCUACACCGGCUGGAAGAACUCGGUGCGCCACAACCUCUCCCUCAACGAGUGCUUCAUCAAGCUGCCCAAGUCGAUGGGCCGGCCGGGCAAGGGCCACUACUGGGCCAUCGACCCCACGGCCGAGCUCAUGUUCGAGGAGGGAUCCUUCCGGCGGCGUCCUCGAGGAUUCCGCAGGAAGGUUCAGGCAAUGAAGCCGUACCCGCUGUACCAGGGAGGGGCGCCUUCCCUGGCGACGCCCUACGACGUGUGCGGGUCUCAGCUGCCCCCGGCCAGCCAGUACGGCCAGUACCCGUCCUACCAGGACUACGCCAGCUACCCGCAGCCGCCCACAUCCUACGGCGGCAACAUGUACUCCGCCUCCUGCUCGCUGCCAUCCUACAGCGGCGGCGGCGGCGUGGCAGAGUACCCGCCCGCCUCCCCUGGUGUCUACACCAGCAUGACGCCCGCCGCGCCCCUCCCGCCCAUGGGCGCCCUCGGUGAUCGAGACAUGUGGUCAGCCCUCACGCCCAACACGACGCCCACCCUCACGCCCACGGCCGCCUACGUCAAGCAGAGCAACAGCCCGACAGGCUCCCCCGGUCCGCUAACGCCGCCUGGGAGUGAGGGUGUGAGCGGCUACAUGGGCGUGGCGCAGGACCACGGACACACGCCCACCGUCCCCAACACCGCCCACGUCUCCGCCUACAACCCUUCCCUCCACCAUCACCACCAUCACCAUCACCACCACGACCUCGCUGCGCUCCACGGCAUGCGAGGAAUGGCCCAACAGCAGCAGCCACAGCAGCACCCACAGCAACAACUACAACAACACCACCACCAACAACAACAGCAGCAACAAGCACAACAACAAAUGACGUCAUCAGUGGUGGCACCAACCUACGACAAGCGACUCUGGACUCCGCCCUCCUCCAUGUCCGGGGGCGGAGCUCUGACCCCCACACAGCCUGCCAUUGGUGGGAGUCUCUGCCCGUCGCCCACCCACCUCCUCCCGCACCACCAAGCCACGCCCACCUCCACCCCAGCUCCGCCCAACUAUUACGACUCGAUUAAAUACUCAAUGUAACGGAUUUCGACGAGGAAAUUUGAGACUUGAUUCCCUUAUAGAGAAUGUUUCAAAUUUUUAAUUUUUUUAAUUUUUUAUAAGUUUGUUGACGUGUAAGGAGUCAGUGUACAUAAAGCUAACUGCUUAUUAACUUAAGACGAUGUGUGUUUAAAGCCUAACAGAGAAGAAUAGCAUCUUGAUAAUGUCUAUAAUUUUUAUACAAAAAUAAGGAAGUUUUUUUUUUGCCGGGAAUUUGUGCAAUAUUCAGCAAUUUAGAGAAAUGUUCAGAUAAAUCAGUUUUUUUUUAUAUAUAAAAACCCUCAUGAGUUUUAACAACCAAAAAAUAUGUCUUGUGAAUCCCAUUUGUUAUAUAAUAUAAGAAGUGUGUGAACACGUAGUAACAGUGAAUCUCAGUAUUAUAUAAUGUUAUUUUUUUCCUCCAAACCCCCCCACCCCUUCCCCCGCCCCCUCUUCAACCAAACACCCUCUUUCCCCUAACCCCUUAAGUCCGACAACCCCCAAAUGUCGUCCCGCGAUUUACUUUUCUCAGUCCAGAGGACAGCAAGCCUCAUGCAAGCCUCGGGACAAUGUUGCCGCCAUUUAUGUCACCAUUUUGAGCGGUUAGAUGUCAGUGCACGCCGAGCCGCUGGGGAGGUGAGGUGGCGUGGGUGUCAGGAGUCUCUUGGGUGGUGGUGGUAGUGGUUGUUGCAAGAUGAUGGUAGUGGCGAAACUAGUUGCGAUGGUGGUGGCUGCUUUAACUGGUUGUGGUGGUGGAGGUUUGCGGCGAAGGCGGGCGGGUGGUUGCGGAAAUUGUGGAACAAAGUGUUCUCAAAUUCUAUUCCUUUGGGUCUUUGUGGAAACCAAUUGUUGUUGUUGUUGUUUGAGACCAGUACUGCUGUUCUCCUGAGAUCAGUGAUGUUCCCUCGAGAUCAGUUAAAUUUCUUGAGACUAGCAAUGUCCUUCAGAAGCCAGGUUCGUCACUAUCCUGAGAUCAGUGAUGCUUACCUAAGAUCAUUUAUAUUUUAAACCAGAAUUUAGUAAAUUGAAUUGUCUACAUGUAGGGAAAUACUGUUAAAGGUUCUUUAAUUAUUUCUAAAUAUGCUGAAAUAUUCCUAUUUGCUCAUCUUAUAUUAGUAAACUUUUAACAUUUCCGAAAACUAUAAAUAAUUUCUAAAGAUUUUGAAAUAUUUCGAAAUGGAUCAAGAGUAUGUCCAAAAUUCCUGCAAUAUUUUUUUUAAACUUCUGAAAUAAACCCAUAAUCUGGAUAAUCCUGAAAUAUACAUUUUAUGAAGUAUCUAAUCUUCGAGAAAUUUUGAAAUAUCCCUUUUGUGUCUAGAAAUAUCUCCAGCGAGUCUGGAAAUAUCUCCAGUGAGUAUGGAAUUAUCUCUAAUGAAAAUUGAAAUACUGUAUCUCCAAUAUCUGGAAAUAUUUCGAACACUUGACAACAAAAAUACUAAUCAUAUCUCCAAUACACUUGUACAUUUGUAGUGUAUUUCAACAUAUUUCUCGUUGGAGAUAUUCUAAAUAUUGACCUACAGACAGGAUGUUAUGACAAUGUAAAUACAAACACGCUUAAACAGCAAUGAACACCAGAGAUCAAUGGCUCUUCAACUCUCUCUACCAGUCACUUGAAGGAAUAUUACCGCCCUUAAGAGGGGAUCGAGACAAAAGCCUAAUUAGCUAGGUUGUGCUGGUCAUGUAAGCCUGCAGAUAGAUCCCUACCAACAACAGCUUCGCUGACCAGGCUGUUACUAGCUAAACAGAUCUAGGAGAGUGGCUCUUCUGCCAGGCAGCUUCAUUGUAUAUAAGAUAUCUAGAAAACUAUGGUUUUAUGAACAUUUUUUCAGCAUACAUGCAAUGUUAUUUUCUUUUCUUAGCCUCAUUAUUAUUAUUAUUAUUAUUAUUAUUAUUAUUAUUAUUAUUAUUAUUAUUAUUAUUAUUAUUAUUAUUAUUAUUGUUGUUGUUAUUACUACUACUGUCCACUGCUAUUAUUUAUACAUUUUUUCCAUCUAUUGUAUUAUUACUGUUUUAUUAAUCGUCUCUUAGACAAAGUUAACUUUACUGCUAGUUACUAUUAUUGUUGAUGUUGUUGUUGUUGUUGUUCUUUGUUGUUGAGCCACUCUAACUAAAGAGUGACUAGAAUACAACUAUAGAGUGAUUGGAAUACAACUACAGUGACUGGAAUAUAACUAGUGACUGAAAUAGUGAUUGGAAUGCAACUAAUGACUGGAAUACAAUUUUUAGAGUGGUUGAAUACAUUAUAUCUAAAUUUAACUCAUAGAAAAAAUGACAGUCUAUUGUCUAAAUGGACUGACUGUCUUUGAUUAUUGUUGAUUAAAUUUUGAUUAAAUCUUGCAUCAAAUUUUGCAAUACAGUUUAUAACUGGUGUCGCGUGUGUCUGACUUUUCUAAUGGCAUGAAGACAUUUUCUUACUGUAUGAGUUCAAUUCUAAGGUUGUCUAAUUCUCAGAUGACGUGUAAUUAAAUUCUUGCGAGGGUUAUGUAUAAUUUUGUGUGAGCGCAUCUAAAUCUAAUGAUCUUUAGACGUGUAAGUCUAACUCUGCGAGGAAGUCUUAAAUCUUUUUUUUUGUUUUUUGUUUUUAGGGGUCACAGUUGGGGUGUUUUAAGAAAGUCUGAAGUCAUGUUUUUGUACGACUGAUAUAAAAUAAUUAUUUAAUUCACUUUUUGUAAGAAAAGGAUAAACACACAAAAAAAAUUAUAUUAAAUUUUCUAAUAUUAGCUAUUUAAAUACUAUUUUCCGACGGACUUGAAAACAAAAUCGGUCUCGAAAUCUUUGUGCAUGGACACCAAAUUAUAUAAAUACGAUUUAUUAACAAAUUAUUACACUGUACGGAUAUUUUCAGAAUUGCUGGAAAUUGACUAAAUGAAUGUUCAUGUAUUAUGACAUGGCACGAGGUAAUAGACCUUAUGAAUGUUUGAAAUAAGGUUCAUUCUGCUUCAAGAUUCUAAUAGAGUUUGUACGAAAGACAGACGUAGAUUAUUCGCCUAUGCAGUCAAAACUCGUUGAUAAUGAAAAUGCGAUUGGAUGAAAUCAUUUGUAAUCAACCAAUAAGCAUUUUUGCCGCUUACCGAACGAGCCAAUCGGCUAACUUGCCGUAAAUACGAAGCAGCCAAUCAACGGCUGCCGUACGGGCGGGCUCAGCGAGGUCGGACUGCAGGCCAUGUAUAGCUUCUAAGUUAUUAUAUUCUCUCGUGUCUUGUUGGUUCUCAAGUCCUCACUCACACACGACGAGGUUGUAGCCACUCUGUUAUAUAGAGUCAGGUCGUCUUAGUGCCACAGACACCCUGGUGACACUCAGUGUUAACCAGCACUAACGUAAGGAGACGGUCGGUGGUGACUCGUUGUCAUGGCCGUCUACUGCUCUCACAGAUCUUGUGAAAUAUUCAUCUGUAAUUAUUGAAUUGUUUUCCAUAUCGAAUUAUUUUUCCAUUCUGCGUUUUUUACCUCUGUCUCUACUCCAACUAUUAUCAAUAUUGCGGGUUCACGAAGGCCUCACAAAAUAUUUCAUGUUAAAACAAUGAGAAAUAAAACAAAGAAUAA